Messenger RNA from Dufourea novaeangliae, 3163 nucleotides. RefSeq lists its product as uncharacterized. The record is from RefSeq and is a predicted model, not a curated record. Lineage: Eukaryota; Metazoa; Arthropoda; Insecta; Hymenoptera; Halictidae. The coding region runs from base 482 to 2512 and encodes 676 amino acids. The transcript is spliced from 4 exons.
CGAGAGUACGAGAAUCGAACGAGUCUCGCGGGGUGUUUGCGUCGACGCAACACGUUCUCCCCUGAUUUGGAAUUACUAUCGUAACACCGUCGAUUCUCGUGUUCGUCUACCGAGCUCCGCGCGCGAUUCUCUCAACCUACGAUGGUCGGUAUAUCACUUGUUGAAACAUCAAAGGAAUCUAACAUUUCGGGUCUUGGGGCAGUGGGGCCGGAUGAAUCGACACGUACGAGCCGUUGAUUUGUUCGAUCGUUCGUUCGUCGCGUCUGUCUGCGUUCGAUACGGGAACACAAAGUCACUCCAUGUAUCUGGUGUUUGUGCACGGAGCCGUGUUGUGGUGUCAGCGAUGCGCAUGAACGAUGACUAUUGGCCGGUAUCGCGCGAAAAGCAAAAUUUCCUCCCCGAAAUGGUACACACGCGACGGUGAAACAGUACAAUACGGGUACGGGAAAAUAGUCGGGACGCGACUACGAGCGACGACAUCAUGCGAAACGCAAAGAAACGAUCUCGUUUCGUCGAGUACGUGUGCCGAUGGCCCGGUCUUGUGUUGCUGUUGCUACCGAUCGGUCUUCUGGCGAGCCUUUAUGUUGCCUCCUCCGAGGAGGAAUACAAAUUCGAGCCUCGAUAUUCGAACUGGUACAAGUCGUAUAAUGUCACGGAAGAUUUCCCAGAAAGGAUGGACGGUUACUUGGUGUGGAAUCCUCGGUGCCAAAUGCCCUCGAAACAUCCGCUCGAUCCCGCGAUUCGAUCUUACGUGAAAAAGGAGAGGUUCGAGAAUUGCUCCAACGACAUGCCGUUUACGGGUCUGAUUCGGGAGGACAACGGCAGUGUGAUUCUGUUCGUUGAUCCCGCUGCCGCGGCACUUCGUCCCGGCUUGGAGUGUUGCUGGUCAGCCGUGCUCCGAGACACGAACAAAUCGCCGGUGACUAAGGGAAAGCUGACGAGCAAGAAUAACGGAGUCGACUCGUCGAUCGUGGUGAAACGAUGCGAGAGCUUCGACGGCAUGACCGCGUUGCCAGACGGUAUCGAAGCAGCGAUGGUCGCCUGCAGCCAGAAGCCGAACGGCAAACCGAUCUAUCGAAACGUUCACGCGGUCCUCGGCCUCGACAAAGUACGCGGUCGUUUGCAUCGGAACGACACUCAACCGCCGGAAGCAACCGGAUCCACCGACCGUUUCGGCACCCUCUCUAGAAAGCUGAGCGUUCUCGUGAUCGGCAUCGACAGCGUUAGUCGUUUGAACUUUCUGCGCAGCGCGCCAAUCACCGAGAAAUACUUACGCGAAACCGGUUGGGUUCCCAUGAACGGAUACAACAAGAUGGCUGACAACACCUUCCCGAAUUUGAUGGCGAUUCUGACGGGACAGAGCCAAGAGCAAGCCUACUCGAACUGCAAGCCGACCACACCGUAUAGCCUCGAUCGAUGUCCCUUUCUCUGGCGAAAUUUUCGCGAGGCAGGCUACGCGACGGCCUACGGCGAGGACGAGACCGAUAUAAACACCUUCAACUAUCUGAAAGUCGGUUUCGUUGAUCCCCCAACCGAUUAUUAUCUUCGGCCUUACAUACUCGCUUGCGAGAAACUUCUCAAGGUGAAAAAGAGGUUUCAUCUGAAAUACUGCACCGGACCCGAGACCAGCUUCGACCGGAUUCUCGACUAUGCGAUCGAAUUUGCGCGAACGUUCCUCGGCCUACCGUACUUUGGCUUCUUCUGGACCUCGAGUAUUAGCCACGAAAACGCGAACGCGAUCUCAUCGAUGGACGCUCGAUUGUCCGCCAAGAUCAAGUACUUGGAACGGGACGGUGUGCUGAACGACACGAUGGUGGUGUUCCUGAGCGAUCACGGGAUGCGUUGGGGCCCGAUCAGGAACACUUUUGUCGGCUGGUACGAGGAACGACUUCCGUUCCUUUAUAUCUGGCUGCCGGAAUGGUUCCGUAACGAGCGACCGUACGCUUAUCCGUCGUUGCGCGCCAAUCAGCAUAGGUUAGUCUCGCCGUUCGACCUGUACGAGACGCUCAGAGAGGUGCUCAGCUUGUCGGGCGGACAAGCGAAAGCGUCCCCGGCGUGCGCCGAUUGCCGUAGUUUACUCGGUCGCGUGCCGCGGCAGAGGGGCUGCUCGAACGUUGGAAUUUCCUCGCAUUGGUGCGCCUGUACAGCGUUCAACCCCGCCGACCCUCGCGAUCCGAUCGUCCAGAAAGGCGCGCAAGCUUUCCUCGAGCACGUCAAUGCUCGCGUCGACCCGUACAAAGAUAAAAAAGGUAGACGGCUGUGCGCGAAGCUUCGCCUAAAGAAACUCCAUCGAGUGGACCGCGCCCUCGAUUUCACCGUCUCGACCGAUCUAGCGUUCUUCUAUCUCAUACAACUCGCGCCCGGAGACGGUAAGUUCGAGGUGACCGUGCGAUACCACGAGAACGCUACUUACACCGUUUCCGAUCACGAGGUGAGCAGGCUCAACGCGUACGCGUCCUCCGCCAAAUGUCUCGAUCGCGGGCUGAAACAAUACUGUCACUGUCUCAGGUAAGGGGGACCAGGCCAGGACCAGGCCAUUUCCGAACUCGUCAUUUCGAUACCUCGACGUCGCGCGACUGCACCGCACCACCGGAUUCCACUUCUGAAACGCGAACUUCGCGAUCGCCAAAGAAUCUACCAAAGUGCCAAAUUCAAUCCUCGUUGCAUCGUCACGAAUUUCUGCGUCGUUCGUUGUUCAAACUUUGCCUACCUUGCGUACGCUAAUCGCAAAUCCGUCACGAUCGAUCGCGCCAACGAUAAAAUCGUCGAGCAUAUUGAAACGCGCGUAGUAACUAGCCUGAACAAAAAUAUCUGUAUCUCUAUCUUUAUCAUUCUUUAGAAAUAUAUAUUUACACAAACACGCGCGCGCGCCCACAUAUAUUUAAACAUAAAACACACGCGCGCACACACACACACACAUGCUCAGGCACGAACACAAACACGUGCGAAAGCGAGAGCGAGAGAGAGAGAUAGAGAUAGAGAGAAAGCACGCGCGCGCGCGCAUAUAUUUUAGUACGUCUUUAAUCGCUCUCUACUUGGACCGAUGACGCGCUACGACGAAGCAGGUAACAUCGACAAGAUACAAUAUAGUAACAUAGGACCGUUUUACGAAACCGCAUCGUUGAGUUUCAACGACACGCGUACAUGAAAUAAAACAUUUUUG